AGACGUGCAUCUGAAGCAAGGAUCGGCCACAAGCCCAGCCGAGGGUGUGUGGAAACGACACCCCCCCCCCCCACCCGCCGCCUCUAAAAAACGUAUAAAGAACAGGAAGAAGAUCACAUGUUAUAAUAAUCCCCUUUGCAGCCAGACAGGACCGGAGGGCAGAGCUGGCCAGUUAGGACGGAGAGAUGUGCUAGCUGCUGAAGGGAGGCAGAGAGAAAACUUGAAGAUUACUAAAUAGCACUACGAGGGGGCGAAACCCCUGUCCAGAUAGGAAAAGGGAGGCUUUCUCGCCCCCUUUUUUCUGGAAGGCAUAUGGGAGGGAGGAAUAGUUCCUCCAACCCCCUCCUCUCACACCCGAACCCCCAGCUCCCCUAAACCAAAUGCUCCCCCUAAACCCCCUCCCCACCAAGAACCUAAUCUGUCAUAAUUUCCAGGAACAAAUCAAGUCCCAGGAGGCAGAGAAGAACAGCAAAAGGGGGCAAUCGAUUCUGUGUGCAUUGACACCAGUGGUGACUUCAUUAUUACCCUUUGACGACCAGUCUGUGAAGCUAGCCCCUUGGUGGAGAAGUGAGAGCAGGGACAGCAAGAGAGAGAGAGAGAGAGAGAGAGGAAUAAUUGUCCGAUCAUCUCUCAGAAAGAAAAGCAAACUUGGUUCUUCCUAUGACCCUCUGCCUCAGGGAGCAAAAGGGAAGAGCGCACUGUCUAGGACAAAAUUCAUAACAAAGCAAGGGUGCAUAGCCCCUAAUUGCACCCCCAUUAGCAGCGGGGGGGGGGGGCGUAGGGAGGGGAUAAGGGGGGCGGAGGACCCAAGAAGCAAGGACCGCAAAUGAAAGUGAAAGAUUAAAAGAGCAAGUAAAAUAACUGCAUAUUAUCAGAUCUGACCGGAGACCUGAGCUUUGCUUUGCUUCCUCAGUGAUGGUUUGUCUCAGGGCUCUGUCAGAGAUGUGAAUUUCACCUACUUUCUGGAUGCAAAGGGGUAACAUCUAUCCAUUCAUUUAUUUAUUUGGAAGCAAUGUGGGUCACACAUAUAGAAGCCAUCUGAGACCUGGAAAGCUGUCUGGAUUCUAAAUAAAACAAGAAGAAUGAGACACCAGCCAGGACCCCUGCCCUGAGAGGAAGGUGAAGAAAGAAAGAAAGAAAGAAAGAAAGAAAGAAAGAAAGAAAGAAAGAAAGAAAGAAAGAAAGAAAGAAAAUAUGCAGACACCAAACCUGUAGAUUUAUGAAAUUCUUUUUGCUCCACUAAGGACAGAUAUUUUCCCCCUUACAGACAUGCAGCAUAAAGGCAUCAUGCUGAUUGUGUUCUUGGAAUACAUUGUUUCUGGUCACGGUGAGGCAGAUCCAGUAAAGCUACGAACCUUCCGCUGUGAUGGCCACUCCUGCAAUCCUCCUGUAGGGAAUCUAGCAACAGGCAGGACUCCAGUGUCUCUUACCACAUGUGGGCAGAACAGCACAGAACUUUACUGCUUCUAUCCAGACCAGAACCUCCUUCACUGGGCCUCCGAAGGCUGUGGGCAGCCCCGAUGCACUAAAUGCAAUGCCAAUCAGCCUGAUAACUCCCACCUUCCCUCUGAUAUGACAGAUAAUUUCUUCCUAAACCCUGGCUCCUGGUGGCAGUCUGCACAAGGGGUACACAGGGAAGAAAUCAGGCUGGACUUGGAAACAGCAUUCUACCUGACUCAUGUCAUAGUUGUGUUCAAGUCACCUCGCCCAGCUGCUAUGGUAUUGGAGAGGUCUCAGGACAAUGGACAGACCUGGAGGCCCUACAGAUAUUUUUCUGUCAACUGUACAGCAACGUUUGGGCUUCAAGAUGAUCUUAUUGAAGAGGGCUCUCUGUGCACUUCCAGGUAUUCAGAUGCGGUGCCUUGCACGCGAGGUGAGGUGAUCUAUCGUGCCUUAACUCCAACCAACAAGAUUGAAGACCCAUAUGGUCCUGAGGCCCAAGACCUCCUGAAACUCACCAACCUGCGCCUCCUUUUGUUAAAAAGGCAGGAGUGUCCCUGCCAAGGCUUGGGAUUGCUGGAGAAACCCCAGAGGUUUGCCCACUAUGCUAUCUAUGAUCUGAUUGUCCGGGGAAGUUGCUUCUGUAAUGGGCAUGCAGAAGAAUGCCAGCUUGCCAAUCGGACAGGGAACAGAGAGAAUGUGGUCCAUGGGACAUGUGUGUGCAGACACAACACAGCAGGGAACCACUGUGAGAGGUGUGCACCAUUAUACAAUGACCAGCCUUGGAAGCCAGGAGAUGGAAAAACUGGGGCACCAAAUGAAUGCAAAAAGUGCCGCUGUCACAACCAUGCUGAUAGCUGUCACUUCAACCUGAGUGUUUGGCUGGCAUCUGGGAAACACAGCGGUGGAGUAUGUGACAACUGCAAACACAACACGGAGGGACAUCGAUGUCAAAGGUGCAAACCAGGAUUUUACAGAGAUAGGGGAAAACCUAUGUCUUCCCCAGAGGUCUGCAAACCUUGCUCCUGUCAACCUAUGGGAUCGGCCAAUGCAACCUUCAGCAGAAGCUGGCGGUGCCACCCAAAGACGGGGUUCUGUUACUGCAAGCCAGGCGUGGCAGGCCCGAACUGUGACAGAUGCCUUAUGGGAUACUGGGGCCUUGGAGAAAAUGGCUGUCAUCCUUGUGACUGUGCCAGAGACUGCGACCCCCACACUGGAAACUGUUUCAAUGGUUAUGAAAAUGAGCCAUUUUUCAACAUCCCCAUGGGUGGGCGAAUCCCUGACCUCCUACAAAUGCCAGCCAAUGAAAGCGAUGAGUGGAAAUGGAAUGAUCAUGAGCAGGGAUUUUCUGCAUUGAGACAUCCAGAAAAGUGUGUGUGCAAAGAGAAAGAGCUCGGAAGUGUCACUGAUUUCUGCCAGAUGAAAUACGCAUAUGUGAUAAAGGCAAGAAUCCUAUCGGCUCAUGACAAAGGAACCCAUGCGGAAGUUGUAGUGAAGGUAAAGAAGGUCCUGAAAUCAGGCAAAGUGAAAAUUGCCCGGAGUAACAGAAGUAUCUAUCCGGAGUCCUGGACCAACAGGGGAUGUACAUGUCCCAUUCUCAAUCCUGGAACAGAUUACCUGAUAGCAGGCCAGGAGGACUCAAGGACCAGCAAACUCCUCGUGAAUAUGAACAGUCUGGUGAAACCCUGGAAGGCAUAUUUGGGAAAACAAGUAGCAGACAUUCUUCGAACUGGGUGCAAAUAAUUUCUUCUUCAGAAGUUAAAGUCAUAAACUUUAUAUUUUAAUAACACUGUGGUGAAAGGUGUAGCUAGUUCAUAUAUUACCAUGCAACACCUUCCUAGCUAAGGGGACAAAAGUGGACUUACCCUCCUUUCCCUCAUUAUGUGUUUAAACCAGGAAUCCUUGGACAUAACUUUUCUUCCAUAAUUACACACUGUCUUAUAUGAAAUUAACCAACACAUCACAUAUAGGUUACAAAUCACAGUUCUUAGCUUGAAGCCAUUUUCACAGCUCCCAGAGAUUCACUCUCAGGGGAGAAGCAGAAGCUAUGGUUUAUGUGUUUCCACUCUUCAGGAAUGAAUCUGGUAUCGAUACUUAUAAACCGCUUGCAUAGUGCAGUCAUUACUCCGGUGUCAUUUCUUUAUUUAAGUGGCCAUUAAUGGGCAAAAAAAUUUCAGCUUUGCACGUGGCAAAAUAUUAAACAGUCAGCAUGUCAAAUGACACUUGAUUUGUUUGAAAAGAGCUGAGUUAUUUUAUUUUACCAAGCAAACUGCAGUUAGAUCAAUAUAAGACACGUUGCUUUCUCGAGUGAAAAUAUCACAUUGCUGCACAGAGACUAAUGCUGGAACUUUAUCUGGUGAGGGCCUCUACAGAUGGGAGUUGUCAAAGUCAAUGCCUAAUGUGAAAGCACUUCUGGUUCAGUGUGGAAUCCUGACGCCGCACUCAUCUAUUCUAUCAAAGGUCUCCUCGUUCUUUGCUAUUUGUACUGUCACACAACAGGUUUCAGAAUGACUGCUGCUAAAAAGCCUUGUGCCAGUACAGUAGUGUCAAGCUGCAGCUCCAGACCCAUAGGAGAAGGUGAUGGAAGCUGGCCCAGAUCUGAGUUUGUGAAGCUACAGUAGAUAGAGGUGUGAAGGGGCAGCAGGCUGUGCCAAUUUGAGGAUUAAGCAAGGUGUUGAUGUCUCAUAGGGCAGCUACCUUGUUAUUUUGAUCAAUGCCCUUGAGGCCAUGCUCAUUAUUUAAUUGUCGCUACCGUUUUCACUCUGCUGUUACUCUUGCCCCCUUUGUGUGUUGUACUGUAAUAGUCAAGUGAUGUUACCUUUCAGUUGUGCUUGAAGUUUGUUUAGCGUGAGAAGCAGGGGUGGUAGCAUCUCCACUCUAAGUAAAGUCCUGCUGUUCUGCAGAAGGAGUCCCCAGUAGAUUUAUUUUAGUCUGUUCCACAGUUAGUAAGAAGCCAGUCCGUGGAAAUGUGAGUUCCUCAGAGUACAGUGGGGAGGGGGAAGGGAACGAUCUCCUCCCGGUCUCUGCCCAAGUGACAGGAAACUCAUGACCAAACUGAGAGGGUAAAGGAGUAUGUUCCUUUGAUAAGUGAAGCAUCAAUCAGAACUCUGUUCAAAGAUAUCCUUUUUUUUGUUUGUUCAUAUAUGCAGCUUUUGCACAUCUUUGUCUAUGCUUACAGGAAGAGGAGAUGGGGUUUGAUCUGCAUGCCACUCAGUCACUGUGACAUGAAGGAAUCUAGGACAGCCCAAUAGCCAUGAAAAGAAAGUGGUGGGUCUGGGUUAUGAAGUAUCUGAUGAGAAAGAGAUAAAUUAUCGGCAUGUUCAACUAAUGCAGUUGGGUGACAAGUAUCUGAAGACCAGGGAUCCUGGAAUGCCAGAUCUACUUUUUUAUGACCAUUGUUUGCUACCCCUGCUUUUAUGUAGGGCCUGAUGCACAUCAGAACAGCAAAAGGACACAUUUCAGAUCAUUUGUAAAGAGAAGACCAGCAGAAAUUUCUUGGAAUAUUCUUCCAGCUUAGGUGAAAUUCUGGAUGGGCAUCACCUUGAAGUGACGCAAUGUGUGUUUACAUAAACAACCUUUCCCUCCUCCCUUCACCCAGCCCCCUCAAUCUAUGGAUGCAUUAUAUAUUGUCUCAGGCCAACAUGACAUCAUCCUAUGUUUGGCUGUGAAUUCAAAGGAGGUUCAGUCAGUUAGCUAGCUGGACUGAUGAAAUAUUCCUAAACCCAUUAUUGCUCCUACAAUGGCCCUGUUAAAAGCAACUUUCCAUUUUGUGCCUGCAGUUUUGUAAAUGCAAGUGCAAUCAAUAUCACUUAGAUGUCAAACUGUUUGGUUGCAAAUAACAUUGAUGAUACCUUCAAAUUUGCAGGCACAAAAUGGGGAGCUGAAUAGAAGCUCCUUUCAAAAUCAGGUCUAUACAGUAUAUUGCCUCACGCACAAGUGGAUCUAACUGCCCUUGGAUAAUGUCACUUAACUAUAGGCUUGUUCCAGUUUUAAAGCUAUCCUGUGGGAAAGGAAGCUCCACAUAGUUAUUUCAGUAGUUAGUUGUUUUAGAUUUCUGUGCUUUUAAGUAAAUAUACAUAGUACCUUGGGGGAUUCCUUUAUUUGUAUUUAGUUCAAUUUUCAAAGGAGCCCAGGCCACUCAGUUCCCAUAGAAAUGAAGUGGGACAUCGGAGCCUAAUUUCCUUAGGCACCUUUGCAGAUCCCAUCCUAGAAGUAUGUCCUGUUCACAUUGAAACUAGCACAGAACUUGUCAUCUCCACUUCAUAGUUAACUAGACGUAUUCAUGGGACAUAUUAUGAUAUGGAUAGAGGUUCCCAUCUGAUCGUAUACAUUGACCCCACUCCCUCCCCAAAAUUUGUUUUCUCCUAAGGAGCACAAAUGCUGUGUUUUCUUUUUCCUGUCAUGGCAGGAGGAAAAAAGUCACUAUUAUCCAUUUGUUGCUACCUAAAGCAGUAACCAAGAAUUUGGCAUCUCUGAUUAGACAUUUAAUUAAUGUAAUAAAACACUAUGCACCACUAAAGUGGCUUUAUUUAAAAUGUCAGCCCAUUAAGUUAGAGUAGCAAUCAAGUGAUAUUGUUUUCAUUCCUGUGUCCAGAAACAGACUGACUACAAGGAUUAGCUAGUCAUCUUCUUUUAAAGACCAUUAAAAAUAAUGAUGUGUUUAGAUGACUUUACAGUCCAUUCUCAAAGGGCCUAUUAGGAAGAGUUUCAAUAAAGUAAAGCCUAGGGUGAGAGAAUGUGUUUGAGAGCAUUUAACAAAUGCAUUUAUAUUUACCACUGUGUGUGCUUCUUAUCUGCUGAAGGUCAUAUUCUGUUCUCAUUUACCCAUGUGCUAUCCCAUUGAGCUAAAUGGCAUUGCAGAGGGUGUAAAUCACAGGACUAGAAGGUUCUCCCUCCACAGCUAUUUUAAUUUCCAGGGGUGAAACUUACCCUUUUUGUGGGAACCUGAGAAGGGAACCCCUUGCAGUGACCGUUUCAGGUUAUGGACUGGGAUAGUGACCAGUGCCUUUGUUCUUUUCAGCAUGCAGGCUGCUGAAUCCACAUAGUCCGGUCAAGCCCUUCCUCUGAUCUGCCACCAAUACACUCCUCCAUGCCAGUUUAUUUGGCAUCAGUAGGAGCCCACUAUGCAGCAUCCACUCAGUCUGCCUGCCUACUCCAUGUAGGGCUACUGCAGGAAGUGGGGAAUCACCAGCUCAGAGGGCCUUGUACUAGCCUUUCAAGGGGAUAUGAAUUCCACGCUUACAGAGCUUCUAUGUGCCUAAUCUUAUAUGUAAGGGAGGAGGUUAUGUGUAGCUUUGUAAUGGGGUUCACUCACCGUUAGGGUGCCUCCUCCUGGCUAUUCAGGUGAUUAGCUCCAUCCACAUCUGAUGCCCUAUUGUUUGCUCUCACCGUGGCCCCUCCCACCCUCUGGGACUCAGCAUGCUCCCUCUCCAUAACUUGGCCCUUGGACCAGGUCACUAUACAUGUUUCCCCUUCCAGAAUACCAAAGUCUCUCCAAAUCAACUGUCCAGUUGCCUUCCCAAGCCAUCCUCUAAUUCAAGACUAUGCCACUUUCCUCAGUGGAGGGGUAUGGGACCCAAGCCUGCCCAUUACUCCAGAUUCCAGCAUAGGGACUCUGUUCAGCAACCAUGGUCCACUGACCCCCAGACCUCAAUGCUAUUUCCCUGCUCUUCUUCCUAUUUUUCUCCCCUAGCUCUACCCCGCCACCUCAGGUUACCAGUAGAGCUCCCUCUGCUAUUCCACCCUUUUCAGUUUCUUGCCAAUUUAUAUUCCAAACACACUUUCCUCCUCCCAGGGAGUGACUGUAGACUACUUCUCCUACAACCCCUUCUGUUUUCAGCUUGCUGGUUUUGUAUGAGACCAGCCUACACCUGCUCAGCUGAAAUUCAUCUUCUAUUAGGGCUUGCCUGGCCAGCCUAAUUCUCUGCCAGGCGCAGUUUUUACUGGGUUAAUUAGCCCCUUCCCAGCUAUCUUAACCCUCCCAGGUGAUGUGUGGAAUGAAUACUUCAUCACAAGCUUAUACAUAAAGCUUUGCAAUGUACCUUAACGCCAACUUUCAACUGGGUGAUUCCCUACCAUAUUCAUCCAUUUGUGCCAGACUGUGGUGGCUUUGUGGUAUAUGCAAAUGCCCACUGCAAACCAGAGUGGGCAUGGCCCCACUAAGUCGCAGGACCUCCUGGUCAACCUCCUCCUGGCCCUGGCUAAAGUGGCCAUCUAUAAAACCAGGGUGAGGAGGUUGGCCGACGGAGUCUCCUGCGACUGCGGGGCCUAUUUCCGAUCCUCUGUCCGUUCACGCCUCCGGGCAGAGUUCCUCUGGGCGGCAUCCACUGACUCCCUUGACGCCUUUGAGGAGCGGUGGGCGCUGUCUGGGGUUCUCUGCUCGGUGUCCCCAUCCGGUUCCCUUCGUUUGACUCUUUGACCGCUCUCCCGUCCCUGUUGUUCAUUAGUUGUCCCCCGUAAUUAUUUGGUUUCCCAGGUCCUCUGGAUCCCCAGCUUAGGCUGCGGGGGGGGGAUCCUUUAGCAGGGGGUGAGCUUCGCCCGCCCACUUCCUGAAUCCCAAUAAGGCAAACCAGAGUGGGACCAACACAUUUACAUCACUAAUGGUCAAGCUACUAUGUUCUUGAAUCUAUUGCAGCCAUUUCUUAUAACCAGGGAUCUGUCUCAUCAUGAAAAAUAUUCAUUAAUAUCAUUCCCAAGUGUUCUAUCAAUAUUAGAUGGGAGAUUUGAAACAAAGGUACUUUCAUAAUCUCUAUCACUUCCCUUGGGAUCCAUUGUAACAAAAACAAUCAGGCUAACAAUUUUUUUUUGCAUUCAGAUACAUUCUCCAUUGUGUAGCCAAACGUUUCCAAAAGUGAAUCAGCUGACAUACAAUAAUGUGUGAGGAGUGCGGAACAACUGAGGGCAAACGUGAAAAAAUAUGCAUAGGUUUUUUUCCCCCUUCCUCUCUUUCAUCCUAUUUGAUGGUGGCUGGAGAGCUGAGUCUACUUCCUAUUCUACAAUCUCCAUUACUUAGAAAUACUACACAUUCCAUUUUGACUGUCAGGCUAACUGCUGUCUGAUGGCUUCUGCUUUGCAAUCAUUCAGGGUAAGCAGAUACCCCACCAGCGUGUGACACUGGUGAGCCUACAGGUUGAAGGUACAGAAUAGAAGCCAGUUAUGGUCAGCCUAAGAGCAAGUUGACUUUGCUAUUAUUCCCAGCUGUUCAUGAGAUCUCUGGUUAACUAGCCCAAGAAGAAAGUCAAAGAAUGGGGAACAAAACUGAAAAUUAUGCAGAACUAUAGUGUCCAGCCAAACGAUAGUACCAGCAUGCUCUGCAGUGCUAUAAAGCAUGUAGCCUGCCUGAAAAUAAACGUCCGAAGUACAAAUGAACUCCACAGAUUUGAGUGAGAACAGAGUUCACUAUUUGCAAUGGAAUUAAGACUGUAUAAAGGGAUGGUUAUCUUGGGUAUGGGGAAAAAAAAACUUUCAUAUACUGUGAUGGCUCAGAAGAAGAUUAUUGUGAGACAACGUGACACUAUCAAUACUUCCCAGAAGUAAUUGCUACGUAUUUCCUGAGACCAGAACAAACAAGGCCCUACAGAACUAACAAGAGGAUCUGCCAAAGAAGAUGCACCUAUUGAAAUGGGAAAAGAAAUCUGUUGGUCUUGUCCAGGGGUUGCUGAAUACAGCUCUCCAGUACUUUCUACCAGAUUGUCCUAUCAUCAGCUUUGCCAAAAAGCAGCAAAGACAGGGCAGCUGUGUUACACUCUGAUGCACCCCAAACACCAGGAAAUCAAAACAAGACACACAGGUAGGUGGUCAAUCAAAAACAUGUAAUAACUCUAAACCAGUUAAGUCAGCAACAGUCCAAAUGGCAGGUACGUAGCAGAAGGAUCAGUGUAACUGCACACACCCAACACUGUGUGUACAUACACACAUGUGCACACCCACCCACACACAGAAGAACAGGAAAUGGAACACUGAAUUCAGGGAGCAGGAACCAGGAAACAAACAGAAACAAGGAGCAGGAAGCAAUAAGCAGGAAGUCAACACAGACCAGUCAUCAGCAUCAAUACUGAAAAUGGUCAUACGAACAAUCCAACCCAAACCAUAGUAGACAGGUUGCCCUAUCGCUAGCUGUUAUCACAUGCCAAGAAGUAGCAAAGACAGCAGGUAGGCCCUGCCUAAUGAUGAAAUAAUAGCGUUUACCCCCAAGAAAAGUAUGGAAAGCACUGGAGGAGUUACACUGGGGCAGGGAAGGGAACAGGCUGAACGCAGCAGCAUAUGUGGAGAGGAGGCAGCAGCACCAUUAGGACAGUUUCAAGUCAGAGCAACUAUCUGUGAGAGUUGUGCAGCUCACGUAUCAAAUAAAAUGUGGCCACAUCUAUCCUAGUCUUGGUAGGGAACUUUAAAGGAUCAAAAUAGUUCACUGGGUAGUUCUUUGUGAGUGCUGAGCUCAAUAUGCAAGGUUGCUAUGUUGUAUUUAAUCAUGCUUCUGCAUCUCCUGCUUUUGUACACUGGUACAGCAAGCAGAUAGGCGGAAGGAGGCAGAAGGAAGGCAAACAGACCUACAUACAAUAUUGUAUUACUUUGGCAAGAGUGGCUCAUUCUUCUAACUGCUAUACAGAGCAAGGUUUCUCUGUAGUGUUCUCCAUCUGUGUAUCUCAGAUUGUUUCAGUGCUGCCUGAUGUAAGCUUUCCUUGAAUUUAUCUAAUUCACAUGGUGUUCUCUCCAGGGUUCCUCAAACCUGGAAAAGUGAUUGUGUUAUUUGUAACGUGUUGUGCACAUUUUCUGUUUUGUACUUAAACUUUGAUUAAAAAUACUGAUAGAAAUGUA
This is a messenger RNA of Chelonia mydas (Green sea turtle), 10254 nucleotides long. RefSeq names its product netrin-4. The transcript has 10 exons. Gene Ontology annotation, cellular component: laminin trimer. Bases 1270 to 3183 code for a protein of 637 amino acids. The record is from RefSeq and is a predicted model, not a curated record. NCBI's taxonomy places the organism in Eukaryota, Metazoa, Chordata, Testudines, Cheloniidae. Gene Ontology annotation, biological process: cell migration; basement membrane assembly; substrate adhesion-dependent cell spreading. Gene Ontology annotation, molecular function: protein binding.